Molecule: messenger RNA, 617 nt
Organism: Ricinus communis (castor bean)
Lineage: Eukaryota; Viridiplantae; Streptophyta; Magnoliopsida; Malpighiales; Euphorbiaceae
Exons: 2
Coding region: 147-443 (98 amino acids)
Source: RefSeq, a predicted model, not a curated record
ACUAUAAUAAGGUUUAGUUAUAUAGUUCACGGCCCAUUCGACUUCUUAUGUGUGCCUUUGAGGUAACCCUCCAAAAUGGCAGUGGCAGUGACAAAUUCUCUUCCAGAUGUUCAGGAUAAGAUAAGUCAAACUCAAAUGUUCAUGUAAUGGCAGCCACGAAAACAACCCUUUUCUUCAACAACAGCCUUUCUUCUUCUUCUUCUUCUUCUUCUCUUCCUUAUCAUCCUACAAAGAAAAAUGGCCAGAAGUAUAUUAUUAUUACAGUAGCUAAGAAGAAAGAUUCUCCUGAGAAUUCAAGAACCCAACAACAAAACUCCAUCCUUCCUCUAAAGAUUUCAUACAGAGCUCUUGCUAAGUCUGCCAUUGCAGUGUUUGGAUUAGGGUUCAUUGAUGCUGGCUUGUUUAUUUUAGGUAUAGUGGAGAUUGGUCAAGGAUUGGAGUGAUCUCAAAGGAGAGUGAAGACUUGCUAAAACUUGCAGCUUUUGCUGUUAUUCCUUUGUGUAUUUUCCUUAUAUUUUCCAUCUCAAGAGAACAAGAAACUUAGAUUCAUUGUUGAGAUGGAAUGUUUGUUUACCAUGAAAUUCAACGGUGAUUAAUUGCACUUUAGUAUUAAAAUA